Penicillium macrosclerotiorum is the source of this 330-nucleotide messenger RNA. RefSeq names its product Zn(II)2Cys6 transcription factor domain-containing protein. Gene Ontology annotation, biological process: regulation of DNA-templated transcription. Gene Ontology annotation, molecular function: DNA-binding transcription factor activity, RNA polymerase II-specific; zinc ion binding. The transcript is spliced from 2 exons. The record is from RefSeq and is a predicted model, not a curated record. The coding region runs from base 1 to 330 and encodes 109 amino acids. Lineage: Eukaryota; Fungi; Ascomycota; Eurotiomycetes; Eurotiales; Aspergillaceae.
AUGGCAUCGCGCCUGGCAGCUUGCGAGGCUUGUCGCAAAGCAAAGCUCGCCUGCGAUCACCAGCAGCCGGUGUGUUCGCGUUGCCGCAAUACCAAAGGGGUCUGCAUUUACCGCACAGCGCCGUUCAAGCGGCGGCGGGUCGACAAACCGAGUCUUCCAUCCCCAGAUCCACCGUCAGCAUUUGAGCCUAGACGCAAUCCAUACCCCAACCCGGGGUAUCUGGGCUCUUCCAGCCAUGCUGCCAUCUUUAAACAUAUCACUCCGUCGGCGGACGGCGAUCUCGGGACGGGCAGCCAGCAUGCUGGCACAGAAAAUGCGACCCCCAAUUGA